This is a messenger RNA of Periconia digitata, 2538 nucleotides long. NCBI's taxonomy places the organism in Eukaryota, Fungi, Ascomycota, Dothideomycetes, Pleosporales, Periconiaceae. The record is from the annotation of a GenBank genome assembly.
UGAAGCUGCCCGGCAAAGCUUCGGGAGGAGGGUAAACGCCGAUUCGCCGACGCGCGCCCGCCUGGUUGAUUUUAUCAAUCGCGGGCAAUCAUUUUCGAGGAGGCAGCAACCCCCACGAAACUCGCCGCAAUACCUCACACCUGUCUUUCAAUCACCUUCUAUACACAUCAUGGCGGCUCAAGUGGCAAGCAGUGGCAAUACCGGCGGCGGAAAUGCUGCAUUCAAAGACAAGGAAAAGCCGAGAGCUGUGCGGAUAGCCAAUAUUGUUGCGGCGAGAGCUGUGGCCGAUGCGAUCCGAACUUCCCUCGGACCCAAAGGCAUGGACAAGAUGAUUCAAACAGGCAAAGGCGAGACGUUAAUCACCAAUGACGGCGCAACCAUGUUGAACCAAAUGAGCGUCAUGCACCCCUCCGCGAAAAUGCUUGUCGAUCUAGCACACGCCCAGGAUAUCGAGGCAGGAGAUGGCACAACCUCUGUUGUGGUGAUAGCAGGAAGUCUGCUGGGAGCUGCGGAGCGGUUACUGGCCAAGGGUAUCCACCCCACAGUCAUAUCAGAAUCCUUCCAAAGGGCCGCCGCAUUCGCAAUCGAGAUCCUUACCAACAUGUCGAUACCCAUUUCCCUCACAGACCGAUCGACGUUGCUCAAAACCGCAGUCACAUCCCUGUCUUCGAAGAUCGUUGCAUCAGAGCCCAAAUUGCCAGUUAUGGCCGUGGACUCGGUACUCAAAGUAAUUGAUCCCAAAACCGCCGACAACGUGGACCUGAAGAACAUCCGCAUCAUCAAGAAAGCGGGAGGCACAAUCGACGAGAGUGAAAUGAUCGACGGCUUGGUGCUUAACCAGCCUGUAGUGAAGAGCGCCGGAGGACCUACACUGAAGGAGAAGGCCAGGAUUGGUCUGAUUCAAUUCCAGCUCAGCCCUCCCAAACCCGACCUGGAAAAUCAGAUUGUUGUCAACGACUACCGACAAAUGGACAAGAUCUUGAAGGAAGAGCGAACAUAUCUCCUCAACAUGGUCAAGAAGAUCCAGAAAGCCAAGUGCAAUGUGCUUUUCAUUCAAAAGUCGAUUUUGCGCGAUGCUGUCAACGAUCUAAGUCUUCACUUCCUAUCGAAACUCAAGAUCCUGGUCGUCAAAGAUAUCGAGCGUGAGGAGAUCGAGUUCAUUUGCAAGAGCACCGGAUGCAAACCCAUUGCCGAUGUAGACUCCUUCACGGAGGACAAGCUUGGUUCAGCUGACCUGGUCGAGGAAGUACAAGCGUCCGGUGCACGAUACGUAAAAGUUUCCGGAGUCAAGAGUGCCGCUUCGACAGUCUCCAUUGUUUGCCGCGGUGCGAAUUCCCUCAUUUUGGACGAGACGGAGCGUUCCUUGCAUGACGCCCACUGCGCUAUUCGCUCUCUGGUGAAGAAGAAGGCUCUUCUUGCAGGUGGUGGUGCGCCAGAAAUCGAAGUGGCACACCGUCUUUCCUUGAAGGCACGCGAACUCACAGGCACCGAAUCGAUCUGCUGGAAAGCUUUCGCGGAUGCUUUGGAGGUCAUCCCCACCACAUUGGCCGAGAAUGCGGGUUUGAACAGUAUCAAGGUAGUGACCGAGCUGAGGCAUCAACACGCCAAAGACCAGAUAAAUGCCGGUAUCAGCAUCAAGAGUGGUGGCGUGAAGAACGACAUCGCGGAAGAGAACGUGCUACAGCCACUAUUGGUCAGCACAAGCGCGAUUGAGCUCGCUGCUGAGACCGUCAAGAUGAUAUUGAGGAUCGACGAUAUUGCUCUCUCCCGGUAAAGGCAAUAUCUAGAAUUGGGCCUGGCUGUGUAGAAUCACGUAGGUUCGAAGAAAAAAGAACGCCGGUAAAAUAAUAUCAAAUGGUCAAAGCUGCCCAUCCACACUGCUUCAUUACACCAGGAAAUACAGAUUGAUCGGUUGUUAUCGCUAUAUCAUGCCACUGCUUCGAACCAAGCGCCGCAUCUCCUGAGAUUCAUAACCACAGCUGAGACUAUUGACAAGACGCCUUCGCUUGGUCAAUCAACGCCUUGCCUUCCGUAUUGAGCAGAUGCUAAUUUGCGUGCAUGCUGUGUAACAGUUCCUGAUAUGCCUCUCGUUUCUUGACAGGGAUUACAGCUCCCCUCUUCUCCUCACUUUGACACUUCGACGUGGUCCCUUCUCAGUAGACCUGGUAGCACGCACUAUCAAUCCUCCCAAGGAUGCAGUCACUCAACGAGGGAUGUAGAUGUCUAUCGUCAUGCUAAUGAAGCGCGACGAAACAGGCUACAAGACCGCCCAAAGUGCUUCAAACGCACAAUGCGUUGACUGCACGAGAAAUCACCUGUCUUUUCUCGUAUCCUACUUCAGAGACGCUACAUUCAACAAUGCUAUGCAUGUACGGUGACUAUGUGUGUGUGUGUAGGCGAGUGGUGGUCGCUUAUGCUUGUCGGUUCCCAAUCAAUCCAUCAAUCGUAGCCAGCCCCUACCUCUCCACGUCUACCGAUCAUGCAAGUGUACUAUAUGUGUAUGUACGUAAACUGCACUACACUGCACGGAUACAUGUA